Molecule: messenger RNA, 1449 nt
Organism: Brassica oleracea var. oleracea
Lineage: Eukaryota; Viridiplantae; Streptophyta; Magnoliopsida; Brassicales; Brassicaceae
Product: RING-H2 finger protein ATL16
Exons: 1
Coding region: 182-1345 (387 amino acids)
Biological process (GO): protein ubiquitination
Molecular function (GO): transferase activity
Source: RefSeq, a predicted model, not a curated record
UUCGUCUUCUGUCUCUCUCUCUCUCUCUCUCUGUUCUCCAUUUUUUUCUCCUUCCCUGAUCUCUCUCAUCCUCUGCUUAACUAUCAAUUGUUAUUUCCCAAAUCUUUUAAACAAAUCUCAAAUUCUUCAAAGUUUAUGCUUCUCUUCCUAUUAGAGAAUGAUCUUGUUCUUCUAGUUAAUAAUGGAUCUAUCAGCUCGUCGUAAUAUCCUCCGGGAUCUGAACUUUACUCCGCCGCCACCACCACCACCAAUGACUGUUUUCCACCGUGUGAGCUCGACGGGGACGAACUUUCCGAUCAUAGCCGUCGCCGUGAUUGGAAUCUUAGCCACAGCUUUCGUACUUGUAAGCUAUUACGUUUUCGUUAUCAAAUGCUGUCUGAAUUGGCAUCGAAUCGACAUUCUUGGUAGAUUCUCAUUAUCCCGACGGCAACGCAACGACCAUGGUCCUAUAAUGCUUUACACUCCGAGGAUAAACCGCGGUCUCGAUGAAUCCGUCAUUAGAGCAAUCCCUAUUUUAAAAUUCAAGAAGAGGAGAGAUGGAGACAGUCGAAACGACCACGUUUUCACAGAAGGAGAAGAGAAUACUUCUCAAGAGUGCUCUGUUUGUUUGAAUGAGUUUCAAGAAGAGGAGAAGCUGAGGAUUAUCCCAAACUGUAGUCAUUUGUUUCAUAUCGACUGCAUCGAUAUUUGGCUUCAGAACAAUGCCAAUUGCCCUCUGUGUAGAACUGGGGUUUCUUGCGACGCAAGUUUUCCUCCCGCUCCGGUUUCUGCUCAAAGUACUUCCCUAGAUAAUGCAGUUUUGGGGUCAGACACUGUCAUGGUUAGAGGCGAGAAUGAGUAUGUAGUCAUUGAGCUAGGUCUAGGGAACAGUAACAGAAGCAAUAGUGACCGAGAUAGUCCAAGAAACGGAAGGGUACGUGUGGUACAAGAAAGAUCGAAUUCAGGUCACCUACUGAACCAAAACCCACAAAAUUCGAUCAGUCAAUCUCCUAGGAAGCUUAACCGAGGAGAGUUUCAGAGAAAAGGAAGAAAACUUCACAAAGUCACCAGUAUGGGAGACGAAUGUAUCGACAUUAGAAGAGACAAAGACGAGCAGUUUGGUAGUGUUCAACCCAUCAGAAGAUCGAUCUCGAUGGAUUCGUCUGCAGAUAGACAGCUGUAUUUGGCUGUUCAAGAGGCGAUUAUCCGGAAAAACCAGGAAAUUCCGGUGGUCGGAGAAGGAGGAGAGUGUAGCAGUAGUAGCGGCAACGUUAGUAGUAACAAAAUGAAGAGAUCCUUCUUCUCUUUUGGGAGUAGUAGACGUUCUAGAAGUUCUUCCAUAUUGCCUCUUUAUUUUGAACCCUAAUGGAACACUUUGGUUCUUUGUUUUCUUGUUUCUUCCUAACAUUUGCUUUUUAUUUUUAUUGUUUGGUCGGUGAGGUAGGUGAAAAAUACAGGCCUGGUUUUGGA